Molecule: messenger RNA, 2362 nt
Organism: Mandrillus leucophaeus (drill)
Lineage: Eukaryota; Metazoa; Chordata; Mammalia; Primates; Cercopithecidae
Gene: IL31RA
Product: interleukin 31 receptor A
Exons: 13
Coding region: 269-2146 (625 amino acids)
Biological process (GO): cytokine-mediated signaling pathway
Cellular component (GO): signaling receptor complex; external side of plasma membrane
Molecular function (GO): cytokine receptor activity; cytokine binding
Source: RefSeq, a predicted model, not a curated record
GCCAGCUAAGCCUGAGAACAUUUCCUGUGUCUACUACUAUAGGAAAAAUUUAACCUGCACUUGGAGUCCAGGAAAGGAAACCAGUUAUACCCAGUACACAGCUAAGAGAACUUACGCUUUUGGAAAAAAACAUGAUAAUUGUACAACCAGUAGUUCUACAAGUGAAAAUCGUGCUUCGUGCUCUUUUUUCCUUCCAAGAAUAACGAUCCCAGAUAAUUAUACCAUUGAGGUGGAAGCUGAAAAUGGAGAUGGUGUAAUUAAAUCUGAUAUGACAUGUUGGAGAUUAGAGGACAUAGCGAAAACUGAACCACCUGAGAUUUUCAGUGUGAAACCAGUUUUGGGCAUCAAACGAAUGAUUCGGAUUGAAUGGAUAAAGCCUGAGUUGGCGCCUGCUUCAUCUGAUUUAAAAUAUGCACUUCGAUUCAGGACAGUCAAUAGUACCAGCUGGAUGGAAGUCAACUUCACUAAGAACCAUGAAGAUACAAACCAAACCUACAACCUUAUGGGGCUGCAGGCUUUUACAGAGUAUGUCGUAGCUCUGCGAUGUGCGGUCAAGGAGUCAAAGUUCUGGAGUGACUGGAGCCAAGAAAAAAUGGGAAUGACUGAGGAAGAAGCUCCAUGUGGCCUGGAACUGUGGAGAGUCCUGAAACCAACUGAGGUGGAUGGAAGAAGGCCAGUGCGGUUGUUAUGGAAGAAGGCAAGAGGAGCCCCAGUCCUAGAGAAAACACUUGGCUACAACAUAUGGUACUUUCCAGAAAACAACACUAACCUCACAGAGACAGUGAACACCACUAACCAGCAGCUUGAACUGCAUCUGGGAGGCGAGAGCUAUUGGGUGUCUAUGAUUUCUUAUAAUUCUCUUGGGAAGUCUCCAGUGACCACCCUGAGGAUUCCAGCCAUUCAGGAAAAGUCAUUUCGGUGCAUUGAGGUCGUGCAGGCCUGCCUUGCUGAGGACUGGCUAGUGGUGAAGUGGCAAAGCUCUGCUCUAGACGUGAACACUUGGAUGAUUGAAUGGUUUCCGGACAUGGACUCAGAGCACCCCACUCUUGCCUGGGAAUCUGUGUCUCAGGCCACGAACUGGACGAUCCAGCAAGAUAAAUUAAAACCUUUCUGGUGCUAUAACAUCUCUGUGUAUCCAAUGUUGCACGACAAAGUUGGCGAGCCAUAUUCCAUCCAGGCUUAUGCCAAAGAAGGCAUUCCAUCAAAAGGUCCUGAGACCAAGGUGGAGAACAUUGGCGUGAAGACGGUCACGAUCACAUGGAAAGAGAUUCCCAAGAGUGAGAGAAAGGGUAUCAUCUGCAACUACACCAUCUUUUACCAAGCUGAAGGCGGAAAAGGAUUCUCCAAGACAGUCAACUCCAGCAUCUUGCAGUAUGGCCUGGAGUCCCUGAAACGAAAGACCUCUUACACUGUUCAGGUCAUGGCCAGCACCAGUGCUGGGGGAAUCAACGGGACCAGCAUAAAUUUCAAGACAUUGUCAUUCAGUGUUUUUGAGAUUAUCCUUAUAACUUCUCUGAUUGGUGGAGGCCUUCUUAUUCUCAUUAUCCUGACGGUGGCAUAUGGUCUCAAAAAACCCAACAAAUUGACUCACCUGUGUUGGCCCAGUGUUCCCAACCCUGCUGAAAGUAGUAUAGCCACAUGGCGUGGAGAUGAUUUCAAGGAUAAGCUAAACCUGAAGGAGUCUGAUGACUCUGUGAACACAGAAGACAGGAUCUUAAAACCAUGUUCCACCCCCAGUGACAAGUUGGUUAUUGACAAGUCGGUGGUGAACUUUGGGAAUGUUCUGGAAGAAAUGUUCACAGAUGAAGCCAGAACGGGUCAGGAAAACAAUUUAGGAGGGGAAAAGAAUGAGUACGUGACCCACCCCUUCAGGCCUGACUGUCCCCUGGGGAAAAGUUUUGAGGAGCUCCCAGUUUCACCUGAGAUUCCUCCCAGAAAAUCCCAAUACCUACGUUCGAGGAUGCCAGAAGGGACCUGCCUAGAAGCCGAAGAGCAGCUUCUUGUUUCUGGUCAAAGUCUAGAAAGUCUAGCACCAGACCAUGUGUGGGAGGCAGCGGCCCCAAAUCCGUAUUUGAAAAAUUCAGUGACAACCAGGGAAUUUCUUGUGUCUCAAAAACUUCCAGAGCACACCAAAGGAGAAGUCUAAAUGCGACCAUAGCAUGAGACCCUCAGGGCCUCAGUGUGGAUGGCCCUUGCCAGAGAAGAUGUCAAGACUCAGCAUGCAGCGCUUGCUUGGCCCCGCCACAUCCUGCCUGGGUUCAAGUCUCCCCUGCCCUUGAGCUGCCAGUUGAACUUGGUCGGCACAGGUGUGACCUUGUGCUGGGAAGAAGCGAUGGUGAUAAGCCCAAGUUUUGGAAAGGAA